AUGCAAUCUGUAAGACAGAAACAAACAACAAUGCAAUGUCAAGUAUGCUUCAAUGAAAAAUCCCAAGCAAAUUUUGCGACAAAAUAUAGUCAUCAAUGUCGUCAUAAAGAACGUUCAAUUUGUGAUGAUUGCCUUUAUCAACAUGUUAAACAAGAACUUGGGAAGAUGUGUACAGAUGAUGUUCGUUGCCCUGAGUUAAAUUGUGGUAUUGGUUUUAAAUAUAGAAUUGUACUAAAAAUUUUAUCAAGGAACAAUGAUAUGCAAUUAGUUAAUAAAUAUGAACGAUUUGUUCUUCAUAGACAAUUAGAAAAUAUGCCAGAAUUUAUUUGGUGUGCACAUGGAUGUGGAAUGGGACAAUUAAACGAAGGUGGACAUGACAAUAAUAUUGUUCUAUGUGAUAAAUGUCGUAGGAAAACAUGUUUUACACAUAAAACAAAAUGGCAUGAAGGGCGUACAUGCCAUGAAUAUGAUGCUACUAAAAAUCCUGCACAACGAGCUACACAAACUUGGAUUGCACAAAAUUGUAAAAAAUGUCCAAAAUGUUCUUGUCGAAUAGAAAAAGCAUCUGGAUGUGAUCAUAUGACUUGUACAAAAUGUCGAUAUGAAUUCUGUUGGUCAUGUUUAGCAGAUUAUAAUGCUAUUCGACAAGAUGGAAAUCAUCGACAUGAUCCUAACUGUAAACACUAUGCUGCAUAUAAUGAACAAUAA
This is a messenger RNA of Adineta steineri, 708 nucleotides long. The record is from the annotation of a GenBank genome assembly. NCBI's taxonomy places the organism in Eukaryota, Metazoa, Rotifera, Eurotatoria, Adinetida, Adinetidae.